Molecule: messenger RNA, 2119 nt
Organism: Herpailurus yagouaroundi (jaguarundi)
Lineage: Eukaryota; Metazoa; Chordata; Mammalia; Carnivora; Felidae
Gene: TEAD2
Product: TEA domain transcription factor 2
Exons: 13
Coding region: 107-1501 (464 amino acids)
Biological process (GO): embryonic organ development; regulation of transcription by RNA polymerase II; hippo signaling
Cellular component (GO): transcription regulator complex
Molecular function (GO): DNA-binding transcription factor activity, RNA polymerase II-specific; RNA polymerase II cis-regulatory region sequence-specific DNA binding
Source: RefSeq, a predicted model, not a curated record
GGCAACUUUCUCCCUCGCAGCGCCCCGCCCGCCCGCGGCUCCCCAGCCCCAGGCCGGGAGGUAGGAAGGCUCCGGCGGGAGUCGGGGAUCCAGCUUUGGGGCCCAGAUGGGGGAACCCCGGGCUGGGGCCCCCCUGGACGAUGGCAGUGGCUGGACAGGAAGUGAGGAAGGAAGUGAGGAGGGCACCGGCGGCAGCGAGGGGGCUGGGGGAGAUGGGGGCCCAGACGCAGAAGGCGUGUGGAGUCCAGACAUCGAGCAGAGCUUCCAGGAGGCCCUGGCGAUCUACCCACCAUGUGGCCGGCGGAAAAUCAUCCUGUCUGAUGAAGGCAAGAUGUAUGGUCGGAAUGAACUGAUUGCCCGCUACAUCAAGCUGAGAACAGGGAAGACCCGAACCCGCAAACAGGUCUCUAGCCACAUCCAGGUUCUGGCUCGAAGGAAAUCAAGGGAAAUCCAGUCCAAGCUCAAGGCCUUGAAUGUGGACCAGGUUUCCAAGGACAAGGCUUUCCAGACAAUGGCCACCAUGUCCUCAGCCCAGCUCAUCUCAGCACCUUCCUUGCAGGCCAAACUGGGUCCUGCUGGUCCUCAGGCCUCUGAGCUUUUCCAGUUUUGGUCAGGGGGCUCUGGGUCCCCCUGGAAUGUUCCAGAUGUGAAGCCAUUCUCACAGACGCCGUUCUCGUUGUCACUGACCCCCCCAUCUACUGACCUCCCAGGGUACGAGCCCCCCCAAGCCCUCUCCCCGCCUGCCCUGCCCCCACCUGCCCCGUCACCCCCAGCCUGGCAGGCUCGGGCCCUGGGCACUGCCCGAUUGCAGCUGGUAGAGUUCUCAGCCUUUGUGGAACCGCCGGAUGCAGUCGACUCUUACCAGAGGCACCUGUUCGUACACAUCAGCCAGCACUGCCCCAGCCCUGGAGCGCCCCCCCUCGAGAGUGUGGACGUCCGGCAGAUCUAUGACAAAUUCCCUGAGAAAAAGGGUGGCCUGCGGGAGUUGUACGAUCGCGGGCCCCCUCACGCCUUCUUCCUGGUCAAGUUCUGGGCGGACCUGAACUGGGGCCCUAGUGGCGAAGAGGUAGGGGCCGGCGGCAGCAGUGGUGGUUUCUAUGGAGUGAGCAGCCAGUACGAGAGCCUGGAGCACAUGACCCUCACCUGUUCCUCCAAGGUCUGCUCCUUUGGCAAGCAGGUGGUGGAGAAGGUGGAGUCACCGUCCUCCCUACUCUACGCCCCCAUCCUGGUUCAGACGGAGCGUGCCCAGCUGGAGGACGGGAGGUUUGUGUACCGCCUGCUGCGCUCACCCAUGUGUGAGUACCUGGUGAAUUUCUUGCACAAACUUCGGCAGCUGCCCGAGCGCUAUAUGAUGAACAGUGUCCUGGAGAACUUCACCAUCCUCCAGGUGGUAACAAACCGAGACACCCAGGAGCUGCUGCUCUGCACUGCCUACGUCUUUGAGGUCUCCACCAGCGAGCGGGGGGCCCAGCACCACAUUUACCGUCUGGUCAGGGACUGAAAGGGGACCCCAAAAGUGGCUCAUGCCCGGAAUACCCUCCUUCCAGGAAGGACCCCCAGCUUUCUUCAUGCUUAUUUGGGGAGGGGGCGCUGAUCCCUGUUAGAGGGGACCUUACAAAGCUGGGUGGCAAGCUGGAAGGUUGGAUCCUGAUAUUGGGACUUCACAGUGGUGUCUGAAAGGACAGAUCACUCCAGAGCAUGGGAACUGGGGACAGGAGUGAGACAACCCUGAGGUAUAGCAUUGGUUUCUCAGUCUCUUAACAGGUGCCCUCCCCCAACUUGGUUCUGGAUGUUUUGGGGGGGGGGGGGCUUUGAUAUGGUUUGUCCCUCCCUCUGUCUUUCAGCACACCCCCAUCUCCCUUUCUUCCCAACCUGCCUCUCCUUACCACCCUCACCCUGUGACCUUAAGAUCAAGAUCGAAUAUUGAAGGUUAACCCUUUCUGUGCCGGAGCAGAGCCAGGUGGGCCCUGGAAAUAUUUUUUUUAAUAUAACAAGAGAUAUUUAUAAGUGGGUAUUAGGGUUGUGACUUUUUCUCAGCUGGGCAAGCAGUGGGGUGAGUCUUUUAAUCUCAUCCUCUCUUCUAAAUAAGACGUGGGCUAUGCUGUGUUGCCUCCCCUCA